This is a messenger RNA of Gorilla gorilla gorilla (western lowland gorilla), 2880 nucleotides long. Its product is annotated as ankyrin repeat domain-containing protein 30B-like. The record is from RefSeq and is a predicted model, not a curated record. NCBI's taxonomy places the organism in Eukaryota, Metazoa, Chordata, Mammalia, Primates, Hominidae.
GACGGGAGCCUCCUGUUCCCUGGCUGCUGUUGUGGCCACCGAGCCGCAGCCCUGGAGCCAGGCAUCCCUGUGCUUGGGGAUCAGAGCGAGCAGGAGCAGAGCCUCUCCCUUCUGGGUGCAGCUGCAGCUGCCCAGCCAUGGCUGUGGUCCCGGAAGUCUCUGUGCUCUUGGGGGCUGGGAGGGCCCUCUGCCUCCUGCCCCUUACGCACUCCAGAGUCUCCUUUCUGUUGAGAGCUAAGCAGACAUCAGGACUACCAGCUGCAGAGAGGAGCUACCCACUGUGGGCUUCGUCUCUGCUGAGAGCUGAACACUCACUGGGACGCCCUGCCUAUGGAAACCAGCUGUUCACUCUGGGUCUCCUCUGAGCUGUUCUGUCGCUCAGUAAAGGUAUUCUUCUGCUUACUCGCCCUCCAUUUGGCUGCCUUACCUCAUUCAUCCUGGACACAGGACAAGAACUUGGGACUUGCCGGUAUGGUGGAGCUAAAAUAGCUGUAACACAAACAGGAUUGAAACAUGCCCCUUGCUCGCCACAUUGUGGAUGACAAGAGGGAGGGAAGAAAGGAGAGAAGAUCUGCGACCCUUCGGCAAACCCAGACUUAGGAGAUCGGAGAGCCAAGACUGUGACACCCUUUCUGGGGCUCUGUGGUUCCUGGCGUCUCCAAGCUUCUGGGCACCUCGGCUUUCCCCAGUGCCAGUCGUGGAAGCUGCUUGUGAGUCCCUGUGAGACUGUUUCACAGAAGGAUGUGUAUUUACCCAAAGCUACACAUCAAAAAGUAUUCGAUACCUUAAAUGGAAAAUUAGAAGAGUCUCCUGAUAAAGGUGGUCUUCUGAAGCCUACCUGUGGAAUGAAAAUUUCUCUUCCAAAUAAAGCCUUAGAAUUGAAGGACAGAGAAACAUUCAAAGCAGUGGAUGUGAGUUCUGUAGAGUGCACAUUCAGUCUUUUUGGCAAACCGACUACUGAAAAUUCACAGUCUACAAAAGUUGAGGAAGACUUUAAUCUUACUACCAAGGAGGGAACAACAAAGACAGUAACUGGACAACAGGAAUGUGAUAUUGGCAUUAUUGAACGAGCUCCACAAGAUCAAACAAAUAAGAUGCCCACAUCAGAAUUAGGAAGAAAAGAAGAUCCAAAAUCAACUUCAGAUUCUGAGAUUAUCUCUGUGAGUGAUACACAGAAUUAUGAGUGUUUACCUGAGGCUACAUAUCAAAAAGAAAUAAAGACAACAAAUGGCAAAAUAGAAGAGUCUCCUGAAAAGCCUUCUCACUUUGAGCCUGCCACUGAAAUGCAAAACUCUGUUCCAAAUAAAGGCUUAGAAUGGAAGAAUAAACAAACAUUGAGAGCAGAUUCAACUACCCUAUCAAAAAUCUUGGGUGCAGUUCCUUCUUGUGAAAGAGGAAGGGAACUUAAAAAAGAUAACUGUGAACAAAUUACAGCAAAAAUGGAACAAACGAAAAAUAAGUUUUGUGUACUACAAAAGGAACUGUCAGAAGCGAAAGAAAUAAAAUCACAGUUAGAGAACCAAAAAGCUAAAUGGGAACAAGAGCUCUGCAGUGUGAGAUUGACUUUAAAUCAAGAGAAGAGAAGAAAUGUCGAUAUAUUAAAAGAAAAAAUUAGACCCGAAGAGCAACUUAGGAAAAAGUUAGAAGUGAAACAACAACUUGAACAGACUCUCAGAAUACAAGAUAUAGAAUUGAAAAGUGUAACAAGUAAUUUGAAUCAGGUUUCUCACACUCAUGAAAGUGAAAAUGAUCUCUUUCAUGAAAAUUGCAUGUUGAAAAAGGAAAUUGCCAUGCUAAAACUGGAAGUAGCCACACUGAAACAUCAACACCAGGUGAAGGAAAAUAAAUACUUUGAGGACAUUAAGAUUUUACAAGAAAAGAAUGCUGAACUUCAAAUGACCCUAAAACUGAAACAGAAAACAUUAACAAAAAGGGCAUCUCAGUAUAGAGAGCAGCUUAAAGUUCUGACAGCAGAGAACACGAUGCUGACUUCUAAAUUGAAGGAAAAACAAGACAAAGAAAUACUGGAGACAGAAAUUGAAUCACACCAUCCUAGACUGGCUUCUGCUUUACAAGACCAUGAUCAAAGUGUCACAUCAAGAAAAAACCAAGAACUUGCUUUCCACAGUGCAGGAGAUGCUCCUUUGCAAGGAAUAAUGAAUGUUGAUGUGAGUAAUGCAGUAUAUAACAAUGAGGUGCUCCAUCAACCACUUUAUGAAGCUCAAAGGAAAUCCAAAAGCCCAAAAAUUAAUCUCAAUUAUGCAGGAGAUGAUCUAAGAGAAAAUGCAUUGGUUUCAGAACAUGCACAAAGAGACCGAUGUGAAACACAGUGUCAAAUGAAGAAAGCUGAACACAUGUAUCAAAAUGAACAAGAUAAUGUGGACAAACACACUGAACAGCAGGAGUCUCUGGAGCAGAAAUUAUUUCAACUAGAAAGCAAAAAUAGGUGGCUUCGACAGCAAUUAGUUUAUGCACAUAAGAAAGUUAACAAAAGCAAGGUAACAAUUAAUAUUCAGUUUCCUGAGACGAAAAUGCAACAUCAUCUAAAAGAGAAAAAUGAGGAGGUAUUCAAUUAUGGUAACCAUUUAAAAGAACGUAUAGAUCAAUAUGAAAAAGAGAAAGCAGAAAGAGAAGUCAUUGUGAGACAACUUCAAAAAAAAUUGGCUGAUCUUAAUAAACAGUGUGAGGCUUCACUAAAGGUUACAUCACAUUCUCACUCUCUGAGGCAUCAAUAGAGGCUACAUCACAUUAUCACAUUAAUCUCAAAGAUUAAACAGUAAAGUUUAUUGUGAACAUUUGCUUCUUUUUCCAUUUUAAAGUUAAACAAGAAGAAAAGGUAAAAUGAAAAGAAAUAACCAAAAAUUUACUUCCCAAGAUAGG